AUUCAAUAUGCAACGACUUUUAUUAAGCAGUUGUCUAUAUCAAAUAGACUGCUACUCGUGGAAUCAUGACAUGGUGGUUCUAAAAGAGGGUUAACGUUGAGGAAAUUAAGGUAAAGCAUGAAGUGGAUACUCGUCAAAGUACAACAACAUAUAAGAAAUGGAUAUUGUAUGAACGGUUGAUACGGUUCCAGAAAAUAUUGCAGACAAGACAACUGAUCUAAAUUGCUUUAUACUGUGAUGACUGAUACUAUAGAAUGUUGCAUUCCCUGAUGGGUCAUUACUAGCAAUAAGCCUCAACUUGUAAGAUCGGAAUAUAGUUUGUACGUUAGAUGUAGAUCAUGGAGACAUUGUUUUAUUCUUUAUUGGCCAUUGCCUUACUACAGACAGUAGUCAUAAUUCAAGGGAUAACAUCCAGCAAACAGAAUAAAGGCGAUGUGACAAGUGAUCAAAAUGAAGAUGCAGUGUUAGCUAUACUGAGUAACUACACAAAUAUAGAGACGAAACUGCGACCAUAUCACGGAGGCCGAGCAGUUGAAAUAGCAUGCCAAAUCUACGUAGCGGGGUUUGGUUCUAUCAACGAGGUGAACAUGGAUUAUUCAAUCAGUAUCUUUCUACGUCAGCGAUGGCAUGAUCCGAGGCUAGAAUUCUCAGCCGAUCUGGGAGAGUAUCUCACUCUUGGAGCACAAAGUGUAUCUUCAAUGUGGAUCCCAGCAAUAUUCUUCCCAAAUGAAAAAGCUGCAAGUUUUCACGACAUAACUGUCCCAAACAAAGUGAUGAGAAUAUAUCCUAAUGGCACAGUGCAAUAUUCUGUCAGG
This is a messenger RNA of Owenia fusiformis, 815 nucleotides long. NCBI's taxonomy places the organism in Eukaryota, Metazoa, Annelida, Polychaeta, Sabellida, Oweniidae. The record is from the annotation of a GenBank genome assembly.